This is a messenger RNA of Podarcis lilfordi (Lilford's wall lizard), 25260 nucleotides long. The record is from the annotation of a GenBank genome assembly. Lineage: Eukaryota; Metazoa; Chordata; Lepidosauria; Squamata; Lacertidae.
AGUUCAGGACACAGGACAAAGGCGAGCGGGGGGGAGGGACAGAGAGAGAGAGAGAGGAAGGGAAAAAAAGAGGUAGGUUUGUUGUACUCCAUAAACUAGCCCAAACAACUGAACUGGAGUUAGGAGACCCUCAGAUGUUGCUGGCUGGGGCUGACAGAAGUUACAGUUCAACAACAUCUGGAAGGUUGUCUGUAUGGGAUAAAUCUGCCCCUCAGAUACAGAUGUUGUCCAAGUUAGGGACUCUGUGUCCCUCCAUGUUUCCACCAGGCAUAUGACUGGCCCCUGUGAGAUUAGAUGGGCCACUGAGCUCAUCCAACAGGCCCUUCUUAUACUCUUAUGACGUUGCUGGACUCUAGCUCCCAUCAUCCCUGACCAUGGACCAUGUUAGCUUGGGUUGAUGGGCUUCUGCUAGUGGCCUUUGUGUUCCUUUGUUCCUUUUUUCUGCUGGUGGGCUUCCCAGAGGCAUCUGAUUGGCCACUGAGAGAACAGAGUGAUGGACGAGAGCUUGGCCUUUAAUUCAGAAUGCAGCAGCUAGACUGGGAGUGGCCGCUGGGAACAUAUAACACUGGUCCCAAAGGAUCUACAUUAGCUCCCAGUACAUUUCCGAGCACAAUUCAAAGUGUUGGUGCUGACCUUUACAGUCCUAAACAGCCUUGGUCCAGUAUACCUGAAAGAGCAUUACCACCCGCAUCGUUCUGCCCAGACACUGAGGUCCAGCUCCGAGGGUCUUCUGCUGGUUCCCGCACAGUGAGAAGUGAGGUUACAGGGAACAAGGCAGAGGGCCUUCUCAGCAGUGUUGCCCGCCCUGUGGAAUGCCCUCCUAUUAGAUGUCAAGGAGAUAAACAACUACAGUGGUACCUCGGGUUACAUAUGCUUCAGGUUACAGACUCCGCUAACCCAGAAAUAGUACCUCGGGUUAAGAACUUUGCUUCGGGAUGAGAACAGAAAUCGUGUUCCGGCGGCGUGGCGGCAGCGGGAAGCCCCAUUAGCUAAAGUGGUGCUUCAGGUUAAGAACAGUUUCAGGUUAAGAAUGGAUCUCCGUAACGAAUUAAGUUCUUAACCCGAGGUACCACCGAGGUACCACUCUAUUUGACUUUUAUAAGACAUCUGAAGGCAGCCUUGUAUAGGGAAGUUGUUAAUAUUUGAUGUUUUGUUGUGUUUUUAAUAAUUAGUUCAGUGGCUGGGGCAACCCCAUCAGAUGGGUGGCAUAUAAAUACUAAAAAUAUUAGUAGUAGUAGUAGUAGCAGUAGUAGUAGUAUUCUUAAAACAAGAUUCUAAAUUAGACAGACUAUAUUGCUAAGGCCACUUCUAGUGAUUCUUAUACUUAUGAUUCAUAAAAAGCAUUCAGCUUGGCUUGUUUUCUCCUAAUUUGGACCAAUAUCCAAGUGAAACCUGGCUAGCAGAAUAGGUUGAUAGCAGUGUAGCACUGCUAGGAAUCCCACCACAAGUGGGGUCACCAAGCUUUGCAUGCCCCCAGAUUUCCCAUGGGUGACGCAGAACACGGGUUUGGAUUUUGCUCAGAAUCUGGUUCAUCACCUUGUUUGUCACCAGGAAGGAAUUUCCCCCCUUACAGUCAGAUUGCUUAAUGACUCGGCACCGCCUUCCCCGGUAAUUCUUGCUUGAGUCAUCUGCAUGCAUCUUGCUUCAAGGCACCCUACUGAUUCUUGCUCUCUGCUUGCAGCACACACCAGGGCUGGACUGACCACCAUGCAAAGGACUCUGCAGAGCACAUAGUGGUGUAAGUAAAACAAAAGGUCAAAAGCUCUUGCAGGUCCUGUUGGCCUUGAAGUUAUCUCCACCUACCCAGCUGUCAUAAGCAUGUGGAAUAUAUAUUUCCAGUUGAACGCAGUAUUGUAUUCUCAAUUGUUUUCUGGGUUUUCCUCCCCAUUGCACCUGUGUUUUAUUUUUUCUAGUUCUAUAAGCAUUUUUAUCUGUUACACAUCACUUUUGCUAUCUUUUCUGUGUGUUCAUAUCAAUAAAAAUGUAAAAAUAUACAAAGUGCAAUAAAGGAAAGGACAUCUGGGCAUGUGCAGAGUGCUUCUGCCGCAGCACUGAACAUCUGCCAGAUGUCACCUACACCCCUGGAAGCGAGGCACAGAGAAAAUGAUAGGGGUCUCCCAAAUUCGGGAAUCUUUAACUUUUUCAGAAUCAAGCUCUGCCUGCUCAACCUCUCAUGGCAGCAUUCUUAAGAACAGUAUAAAAAAGGAUUAAAAACAAAGCAAAACCCACCCAAAACGGUUGAAAGCCUUUGGAGAUACUCCCAAAUCGAUUGCUUACGUAGAUGUGCCACAUCUGCUCCAAGUUUUGCUGCUGUGAGCAAAGACUCCAGCCAAACUGGAACAUGAACUAGUUUUGCAGUGCGAAAUUUGUGCCCGCUGGGGUUCCUGCAGUGGUGUUUAUUCUCUCGAAGAAUUCCCUGCAUCCUGACAGCUGGUGCCAGGAUUCUAAUUUGAAGGACAUUUGGGAUAAGUAGCAGUGCGGCUCCUCUGGGUAACAGGAUAUUUAUCCCCUGUACUGUAGAUUGCCAAGAGGCUGGGCAGCUGGGUGGGGUCAGCCAGGCUUGGGGAAGAAACUUGCACAGGUUGUCCCUCUGCUUAUCAUCUCAGUUUUCUAACUGCAUGAAAUAUUGGCGUAUAAGAAUGGGGGGGGGGGGGGACUGCAACAGAAGAUGUGCAGAAUACCGGUUUGGUAGCACAUGUUUCAGUGGAAGAGCUCCCAUGCAUAUUAAAAGUCCUAACUUCAGUCUCAAACAAGCAACUUUCAUAGGUGCAACCUUUUUCUCUGACUUGCUUUGAUGUCAAGACACCUGUUGAUUUCGGUCUGUUGCACAGAUGUUAAAAAGGAAAACUUUCCCCAAAAAGGCCCUAGAUCUGGAAGGUUGCAGAGGAGCAUGCGGAAGCGUGCAGGUACAGCAGGGACUGGUAACUUUUUCCAGCUGGUUGGUUGGAUCCUGGGUUCCUCUGCCCCCUCCCAUGCCCACCUGUCAGUCACCUGGCAUCACCUUGGCUUCAGGUAGCCCGUUUUCCUUUACAGCAUGCCUUGCGUUCCAGCCAAGCUGCAAAGGGAAGGCCCAAGCUGAUCCAAGCAAUGGUUAAAAGUUACCACCAAUCAGCUGAUCAGCAUGGACUUUUAGUUUGGAUUACUGCACUACACUCUGCGUGGUGCUCCCCUUGUAAACAACUUGAAAACUUAAUGCUGCAGCCAGAUUAGCGGCUAGCAUUUAAUUUAGAACUCGUAUAACCUGUUUGUUCCUGGACUCAAUUCAAGGUGCUCACACUGAAUAAAUAAGCCCGUUGUAGCACAAAUGGAAGACUCUUGUGGCAUCUUAAAGAUUUAUUGCCAGGAAAGUUCCUGUAUCCUUCAAAGCUACAGUAAAAAGCUGCUAUUUUAAACUGCCACAAGACUCUUCCUAGUUCCUACCUCCAGAGGGACUAGCUGCAUUGUUAGUCUGUUUCUGCAAAAGCGACGUGAAGCGGGAGUCCUGUAGCAUCUCUGAAGCCGGCAGCCUUAUUAUGGCGCACCACCUGGGAACUGUAGAUCUGGGAUGUCUGCGCCCUUAGGAAACUACAUUUCCCAUGAUUCCCCACUGCUAAAGCAGUACUGUACAAUAUUGCUGCAACUAUAUGGCGCAGGCGAGUAUACGAGACGCAGCCUGCGAAAACCGACGCCAUAAAUUAAGGCGUCUUAAGGCACACACGAGAUGUUUGUCUGCAACAGCCGCAGGCGGAGAUCUAGCAGGCCGCUUCUGGCUUUGCCGGUGAGAAAAGGCCGGAAUAAAUAAAUAAAAAUGAGCCAGAACAACAAAGCUGCAUUGUAUGAUCUGGUGGGGGGGGUAGUGCUGAUGGCGUGAGCAUAGGCCCGAUGACCUCCCCGUCCUCCUGGGUGCAAGCACCCACGUGGUCGUUUCUCUCCUCUCUUUUUGGGGGGGCAAGGCGCAGGUGGAAGAAAGGAAGGAAUUUGGAGGAAGGAGGAGGAGGACCGAGGCUGCGCGCACCAGCUUCACCCUUGGCGCGCCGUCCUUGAAGAGGAUUGCGCGAGCCGAGGGGGCGGGCGGGGCUCUGGUUUCCAAUCACAAAAGCGUAACCCGAGGAAAGCGACGCGGAGCCGCUCCGGAUCCGCCUCCUUCCCCUUGCCCGGCUGACAUUGUCUUCUUUCCCCUCCUCCAUCCAGGCUGUGCCUCAGCUGCGCUCCUCGUCUUCUUGCUGCUGCUAAGCCGGUCCUAGGCGCACAAACAAACCCCGGAGGUGGGUAUCACAUAGCAAACGCACCGAUCCUCUGUUGUUGUUUUUUUUUGGGGGGGAGGGGUGGCCCUCCAUCUUCUCCCCCCCUCCCAAGCCUUUGGCAAUGGAAGAUGGACUCAAGCGCUUCAAAUGGGUGGGGAGGGAUCGGUUAGGGGAGAUCUCUCCUGCGCAUCGUGGCCUGGCGCUCGCGUGUGCGUGUAUGCAUGUGAGAAAGGGGGGUUGGAGGUAGAUCUCUUGCCCUCCGGGGUCUUGAGCCAUCUCCCCCUCCCCAUCUUUUCCUCCCGCUUUGCAUCGUGCGUUCCCCUCAUUUCUAAAGGUCAAUGCGGUUGCAAAUAUAUAUAUAUAUAUUCCUUUUCUCCCCAAAACGCACCAAGGACUUACAAAAAACAAAAAUGAUGCAAAGGAAAAAGACUUUUUUUCCUUUGCGUUGGAAAGAGGCUCCGGGUGGACUAUCCUGCCCUGCCUUUUCUUUCCGCCCAGAGGAGCGGUGGCCUAGUGGUUAGAGGCGCAAUCUACCCACCUCCCGCUCCGCCUUUUCCUUUUGAUCACCGGGACAGGCUUGUUGCAUUUUAAAGGUUUGCGAGUUGCAUUUUUAAUUCUUCCUGGUAGAGGAUUUCGGGCCGGCCUUGGCUCAGCGGAGGAGGAGGAAGGGAGGCCGGGCCACAGAGGCAACCAUCGCGGAAGACGCGGGGGAGGAAAAGAAAACUUGUUGCGCAUCGCGGCGCCUCCCCCCACCCCCGUUCCUCGUGCCAUCGCCGCGAACAUGUGCUCUGCCAAAGAGCGGGAGGGGAAAGGAAACAGUUAUUUUUUUUAUUUUUUGCAACAGCAGAAUCUCCCUGGGUGCUUGAAAUGGCCCUGCCAACUUGGGGUGGGAUGCGCGCGUUCAAAACGGGGAGCAUCCGCUGGUGGGAGGCUGCUCAUUCCUUUUUGCAAGAGGGAAGAAGCCCCCCGCCCCAAAUGAAGAAGCGCAAAGGCAUCACGUGCCUAGGCGGGGGGGGGCAGCGAAACGCGCACACCCCCUGCCUUUUCUUAGCAGAAUCGGGUGAGGCAGGCGAGGAAAACGCUUCCCGCUCAGCGCCCGGGCCGGGCCGCACCCUGCCCGACUUGCCCAGGCCAGGAUCGGGAUCCUGCGCGCGCUGGAGCGCAAGAGCCUCGCGCGAUGCAGCCAGCAAGGCGCGCGCGUCCUGUGAGAACAUGUGGCCACGUGAAUCUGGAACGAAGCGGCGUGUUGUGGCUGCCAUAGGUCAUGAAUGCCCCGUUAGAGCCCAACUGCGCUGUCCUGUCCAUGAUGUUGCUCGUUUUGCAGCCUGAAUGGAGGUUUAUCUUAUAGUGGGGGCUGGAGGAUUUGGGGUGGUAUAUAUGACCCAUGUACAUUUGCGGUAUGGUCUGCAGUUCUAUAACUCAGAGCAAGGGACGUCAAUGUGGUGCCCUCCAGAUGAUGAUGAUGAUGAUAUUUAUUUAUACCCUGCCUCUUCCCCCCCCCCAUAGGGACUCCAGGCAGCUUACAGAUAAAAAUAAGAGCAGCUAAAAAAACACAGUCAUAUGUGGAUCGAAUUAAAACUAUGUAAUCUAUUAAAAACAUACAGAUAAUUUCAGAAAAAACAGCAUGGCGCAAUCCCGUUCGUUAAGAUCAGUCUGUUCCCAAAAGCCGGCUGGAAUAAAAUGUUUUCCACUCCCUGCAAGAAAACGGCAAGGGGGGAGCCGGCAAGAUUUUUACUCUGCUGGCUGGGGCUGGUGGGAGAUGGAGUAAAAAUGCGCAAAAACGGGAGGGCAUAAGAUAGGUGGAAAAUGGUGCAGGAAUAAUUACUGCUAUCGACUAUAAAACUUAGGAAUGAGAUCUUCCAAAAGCUGCCAGACCUCUUUUUUGGUUGGAGAGAAAAAAAGAGGAAGAUAAGGAAUGAGGCAUCCCUUUGAGGCCUAGUUAUUUUCACCUGGCUGAGAGAGAACCUAGGCAGUGGCUACUAGCAACAAUGGCUGCUCUCUCCUAUAUCCCAGUUGGUGGCAUUACUGCUUUUGAAUACCAGUUCCUAGAAACCGCAAGAGGAGAGAACACUCUUGCUUGAAGGUUUCCCACAGGCAUUUAGUUGGCCACUGUGAGAACAGGAUGCCGGACUGGAUAGGCCUUUGGCCUGAUCCAGCAGGACCCUUCAUGCGUUCUUAGAGACACAUGUGUGCAUCAGCCUGUACUCCUCAUUCCUCCUGUGUCGGCCACUGGCUGCCUUACCUUGACUCCUGCCAUUAGCCCAUCUCAUUCAGAGCUGCCUAUACCAGCCCAUCUCAGCCUUAGGCCCUUUGAUGUUCUUAGACUACAAAUCCCAUCAUCCCUAGCUAGCAGGACCCCAGUGGUCAGGGAUGAUGGGAGUUGUAGUCCAAUUCCUGCACGGCCGGGGGUUGAACUAGAUGACCCUCAGGGUCCCUACAAUUCUAUAAGAAACACUGGUGUGCACCGUUGGAUUUCAACUGGUGGGUCUUGGACCAACAGAUGGGACCUCCAUCUCUGGGUUAAGGAGAAUACUGUUUCUGCAAAGGCUGAAGACUACCAGCCUAUGCCAAGGGCAGACAUGGGGGAGGGGGGCAAUUCGGUUUCCGAGCACAAUUCAAAGUGUUGGUGCUGACCUUGAAAGCCCUAAACGGCCUCGGUCCAGUAUACCUGAAGGAGCGUCUCCACCCCCAUCGUUCUGCCCAGACACUGUGGUCCAGCACCGAGGGUCUUCUGGCGGUUCCCUCAUUCCGAGAAGCAAAGCUACAGGGAGCCAGGCAGAGGGCCUUCUCGGUAGUGGCACCCACCCUGUGGAACGCCCUCCCACCAGAUGUCAAAGAGAAAAACAACUACCAGACUUUUAGAAAACAUCUGAAGGCAGCUCUGUUUAGGGAAGCUUUUAAUGUUUAAUAGGUUAUUGUAUUUUAGUGUUUUGUUGGAAGCCGCCCAGAGUGGCUGGGGAAACCCAGACAGUUGGGCAGGGUAUAAAUAAUUUAUUAUUAUUAUUAUUAUUAUUAUUAUUUAUUUAUUUACAGUCUAUGGGGUACAUUCCCUCAUAGGCAAUCUUCAGAGGGCUGCUUGCCAGUGGUGGAGGGGGCCAGAGGAAAAAAAAAUGGGUGGAUCAGCAAAGGCCACCGUUUGUACAGCAGGCCACAUCCCAUCCAUGCAAAAAUUAGACCAGGCUUCCUCAACCUUGGCCCUCCAGAUGUUUUGAGACUACAAUUCCCAUCAUCCCUGACCACUGGUCCUGCUAGCUAGGGAUCAUGGGAGUUGUAGGCCAGAAACAUCUGGAGGGGCGAGGUUGAGGAAGCCUGAAUUUGACGGUUCUACACAAGCACAGAUUUCCACCAAGCCAAGAGGGAUGACUCUUUGCCAUGGAUGCUAUAAUUGAGAUUCCUGCAUUGCAGGGGGUUGGACUAGAUGACCCUCGGGACCCCUUCCAACCCCACGAUUCUGUCACAGUUCAGGGACACAUCCCAGUCAGGCAGAAACAUUCGAGGAGGGUGCAUAGCCAGGCUGCUGAGAGGGGUGGCCUGUGGGAGAAGGGGGGUGUCCUAAGGGCCAGACAGAGGUGCUUGGAGGGCCACAUUUAAGAAUAAUUUGGCCCCUAGGCUGAGGUUCCCCCACCAUUGCUCUCCACCGGCUGGCAGUGGUUCUCCAGGGUUUGGGACAAGGGUCUUAACCUGGAGAUGCUGGGGAUCAAACCUAUGACUUGGAAUGCAAAAUAUGUGCUCUACCAUUGAGUUCCACCCCCUGGCCAUAGUUUCCAGGACCCCACCUUUUCCCACCCCCCACCGCCAAACUGCAUCCUAUGCAACAUGGAGAUCAGAAAUCGGCCUAGCUAGUUCAGCUGGUCAGAGCAUGGUGUUGAUAAUGCCAAGGUUGCAGGUUCGAUCCCCGUUUGAGACAGCAAUAAUAAUAAUAAUAAUAAAUUUAUUAUUUAUACCCCACCCAUCUGGCUGGGUUGCCACAGCCACUCUGGGCGGCUUCCAAAGCACAUAAAAAAAAUAAUAAUCAAAAAAUUAAUAGUAACAAUCAGAUCCUAUAUAAAAAGCCACAAUAGCUUUAAAAUAAACAACUUAUAUCAAAUAAAGCAAUACUCAACAAUCCAUUAGGAUCCAGUACUAAACAGUAAAAUUAAACAUCAAAUAAUAAUCUAGCAGUUCACACUUAUCGAUUACAAUAAAGAAUUACUAAUCUGUAAUCAAUAAAAUAACAGCAGAUCACAAUGCACAAAUGCCACAAAACAUACAAAAUCAUGUAAAAGGGUCAAGUUGAGCAACAAGGACACACAACUUACAAAAUUAUUUUUUAAAAAACGAAUGGAGGUCAGCAUAUUCCAGGGGGGCGGGUUGGACUAGAUGACCCACAGGGUCUCUUCCAACUAUUGCUUGGGUUCACGGUGGGCUCCCUUCCUGCCGUCUGUGCUGGAAGCGUGCAGGAGAUACACGCAGCCUUUGACUUCUCCCCCCAUUCCUGUUUUGUCUGUUAUUGUAGACUGUAAGCCUUUCUGGGCAGGGACCUUGUCAGCUCCUUAUGUUGCCAGCAUGUCUUUGGUGCGUUAAAGCCAGUGGCAGUUCAGUAUGAGUGACUUCACUUGCUUUCUUUACGUGUUCAGCACGUAUAGCAACGGCAGCGGCAGUGAUAGCGACAGCGACGGCAACAGUUGGCCUCCGUAUCGGAGCCCUCAAGAGAAGGUAAGCAGGAGGGCAGAGUAGCUUUGUAGCUGCCGUAUUUUUCGAGCCAUAAGACGCACCUAGUUUUUAGAGGAGGGAAACAAGGGGAAAAAAAUAUUCUGAACGAAACAGUGGAUGUAUGAUUUUUGUGGUUCAUGCUGUGGCCACAGACAUGAUAGGUGAUUUGACGGUGAGUUUGGGGUAGCCCAGUGCAAAAAUCCUGAGGAUCCAUGUGGAUCCGUGCUUUGUAGCCACAUUUUUGCCCCACGAAACAGUGGAUGUGUGAUUUUUUUGGUGCAGGCUGUAGCCAUGGACAUACUAUGUGAUCUGAUGGUGAACUGGGGUGACCCAGUGCAAAAAUCCUGAGGAUCUCUGUGGAUCCGUGCUUUGUAACCACGUUUUUGCGCCAUUGCGGCCCCACGAAACAGUGUAUGCGUGAUUUUUUUGGUGCAGGCUGUAGCCAUGGACAUACUAUGUGAUCUGAUAGUGAAUUUGGGGUGACCCACCCAAUGCAAAAAUCCUGAGGAUCCAUGGGCUUUUACCUCCCCCCUCCUUGGCAGCCUCCUUUAUCUCUAGAGUCCCUUAUCUCCUUCCCCGAUCGCUUGCAGAUCAGCUGCUCAGCGGCUUUGUUUCAACACCCCCUUCCCUCUUUCUAAAAAAAAAAAAGCACAAUCUGCUUUUUGCCCCUGGGCAAUUCGGUUCUGGGGACCAUGCAUUUACUCCAGAAGAUGCACAGACAUUUCCCCUUACUUUUUAGGAGGAAAAAAUCAGAGCCACAGGAGAGGAAGCUCCUCCUACUCAGCAGUCUGCCCGCCCUCGGCCAGAUCCCCGCGGAAUAGUAAGUUUGUUUGCAGACUAGUAAAUUUCAGGGGCUGAUUUGUAAUGCUGAUGCAACUUUUUAAAAAGCAAUCUUUACUGAACAGCAUAUGUCUAUUUAGUUAGUUUAAUUAAUUUAUGUGCUGCUUCAUAUUUCAACAAAUAUAUACCCCAAGGGCCGCCUCUCUCCAUAUGAACUAGCCCAGAUUCUGUGUUCAUCUUCUGAGGCCCUUUCUUGUGUGCCGCCUUCACGAGAGGUCCGGAGGGUGGCAACACAAGGACGGGCCUUUUCUGUGUUGGCUCCCUGUUUGUGGAAUGCUCUCCCCAGGGAGGUUUCGCCUGGUACCUUCCUUACAUAUUUAUAGGCACCAGGCGAAAACGUUCCUCUUCAACCAGGCCAUUGGCCUUUAACUAACGUAUUUUUUGCUCUAUAAGACGCACCCGGCCAUAAGAUGCACCUAGUUUUUGGAGGAGGAAAACAAGAAAAAAAAUCCCAGAAGCCAGAACACUGCGCAACGAUCCCUCUUGCUGUUCUGGCUUCAGCGAUAGCUGCGCAGCCUGCAUUCGUUCCAUAAGACGCACACACAUUUCCCCUUACUUUUUAGGAGGGAAAAAGUGCAUCUUAUAGAGCGAAAAAUAUGGUAUUUAUUCCUGUAUUGCAGGGGGUUGGACUAGAUGGCUCUUGGGGUCCCUUCCAACUCUACAAUUCUAUCAGUGCCCUUUUAGAAGUGGGUGGGAAGGUUUUGAUUUAUUCCCCCCUCCCAAUGUAUUUAUAUGGGCUUUGUGUGUUUGUUUUUGCUUGGUUGGUAGUAAGUCACUUUGGGUUGCCUUGGGCAAGAUAAAGCGACUAGCAAUUAAAUAUGACAGAAUUUGAAUGAAUGAAUGAAUGAAUUUUAUUAUUUCGGUCACAGACCAGUUCCAGCCCACAUACAAUAUCAAGGAAGUCAUAAAACACGAUAGGGAUACAUUUGAAUUUGCAAUUACGUAUAACAAGGACAAUACAGAUAUAGCAACAGUUUAAAUAUAUAUAAAUUAAAACCUAGUCACUAACAUAUAACCUAAAAUUAUCAUUUAAAACCUUUAUGAUAGCACAGCUUGUUCCCUCAGUUUUAUGGCAAUUGCACAGAAUUUGGCUACCCUUAACGUGAACUCAGGAUCCGUGUCCUCUACCAGGAAUUUUAGACGCUGAAGUUCAGAUUCAUUUGGAGAUUUUUGCAUAGCAGGGGUAAUAAAUCCUGAGCGUAUAUCCCCGUAGAAACGGCAGCGUAACAAGGCAUGAGAGACUGUUUCUACCUUAUGACAGAAUUUAUGCAACCAAACCUCUGAAAACCAAUAAAAGUGGUGGAAGAGAAUGGAAAACAAAAAAAUGAGCUGGUUAAGUCUGGAUACAAUGGGCUAAGGACUUGGGCCAUUUUAUCGAUACGACAGCGUGGGAAAAGCUGUGGAAAGUAGAUUUGAAAAUUAUGGCGUGUUAUACAUUAAAGGAAAACUACUGUAUUCUUCGCUCUAUAAGACGCACCAGACCACAAGACGCACCUAGUUUUUGGAGGAGGAAAACAAGACAAAAAAUAUUCUGAAUCUCAGAAGCCAGAACAGCAAGAGGGAUCUCUGUGCAGUGAAAGCAGCAAUCCCUCUUGCUGUUCUGGCUUCUCUGAUAGCUGUGCAGCCUGCAUUCACUCCAUAAGACGCACACACAUUUCCCCUUACUUUUUAGGAGGGAAAAAAUGAAUCUUAUAGAGCAAAAAAUACGGUACAUGAAAAUGACAUAUGGGUGAUACCUAACUCCAAGUAAAUUAGCCAAGAUGUAUAAGACCAGGCUUCCUCAACCUCGACCCUCCAGAUGUUUUUGGCCUACAACUCCCAUGAUCCCUAGCUAGCAGGACCAGUGGUCAGGGAUGAUGGGAAUUGUAGUCUCAAAACAUCUGGAGCGACGAGGUUAAGGAAGCCUGUAUAAGACUGUGUCAAAUAAAUUCUGGAAGUGGCAGCAGGCAGAAAGGACCUUUUUAAAAAAAAAAUACGUAGUGGACUUGUAAAAAAGCAAUAGGCUUUGGGGGAAUGAUACAUAAUGAAUUUUAAAAGAUGUUUAAAAUCGUUAUUCCCCAAAAAAGCCUGAAGCAUUCUUAAUAGGAAAAAUAGGAUGAGAAGUCCCCCCAAAAGAUGGUCAAAUUGUUUAUGUGUGUGACCACAGCAGCCAGAGUUCUGUACGUGCAGAAAUGGGAAGAAAGCGAGGUUCAAAGAAAAGAGGACCGGAUUUUGAAGAACUAUGUGGAGGUGGAGAGAUUGACGGUGAAAAUAGGAGACCAAAACGAAGAAAGGUGUAUGGAAGAAUGGAAAUUCCUUUCGGACUAUUUAAAACAGUAUUCUAGCCAAAUGAACGGCGAAAAUAAGAGAUCAAAACGAAGAAAGGUGUAUGUCCCACAGAGGACCUUACGGUCUUCAAAUAAAAACAUCUUGGAGAUCCCGGGCCACAGGGAGGUUAGGCUGGCCUCAACCAGAGCCAGGGCUUUUUCGGCUGUGGCCCCGAUCUGGUGGAACGCCCUGUCACAAGAGACUAGGGCCCUGCAGGACUUGACAUCUUUCCGCAGGGCCUGCAAGACAGAGCUGUUCCACCAGGCCUUUGGCCAAGGCACAGUCUAACCCCCUCUCUCCUUCUGUAAUCCUCAUAGAACUCUAGCCCAAUGGUUGCCAUUAAUUUGAUUCUGAAUUGAUUUUAGAAUGUAUUUCAAUUAACUGACUGUGAUUUUAUGUAAACGGUGCUAUUUUUCUUGUUGCUAGCUGCUCUGAGCCUGGCUUUGGGGAGGGCAGGAUAUAAAUAAAAUAUUAUUAUUAUUAUCAUCAUCAUCAUCAUGGAAGAAUGGAAAUUCCUUUCGGACUAUUUAUAACAGUAUUCUAGCCAAAUGAAAUCGUGAGCAGGUCUUGAAGUACAGUGGUACCUUGGAAGCCGAACAGAAUCCCUUCUGGAAGUCCGUUCGACUUCCAAAACAUCUGGGAACCAAGGCUCGGCUUCCGAUUGGCUGCCGGAAGUUCCUGCAGCCAAUCGGAAGCCAUGGAAGUCGCGCCGGACGUUUGGGUUCCAAAGAACGUUUGGAAACCAGAACAGUCGCUUCUGGUUUUCGAUCGUUUGGGCGCCAAAACGUUCGACUCCCAAGGCGUUUGAAAACCAAGAUACGACUGUAUAAGCGAGGGAAGGAUAGUCAGGAUGCAAUAAAUGAAUAAAUGUAUAAGUACCGUGUAUAAGGCAGCAGGAAAUUGUCGGUGGAGAAACAUGACUGUAAGGAUGGGAAACUGAAUUGCUAAGGAAAGGGUGUAAAUUAGAUUGUGUGGUGUGCUAGCCUCCCUCCCUAUUAAUUUCUUGGAGAAGUCUUAAAACAUUCCUGUUUAUACAGGCAUUAAAUGGGUGAAGGUUUCUGUCCAAGGCAACCCUGAAAUUAUUAGUUUGAGAGCAGGUGGUUGCUUUCAGGAGUUGUAAACUUUUUUUUUAAUAGAAGUUUUAAUUGUGUUGAUAGGUUUACCACCUUGGGCUCCUUUUGAGGAAGUUGUGAGUUUUAAAUCAAAUUAAUAGUUACGUAAUUAAGGCUUUGCAUCUCCUAACGCCUUUUAAGCACCUCUGUACUGGUGCAAAUUAAUGGCAAUGCCUCGAAGAAGUAUUUGGUGGGCAAAAAAAAUAUAUAUCCCGUGUGGCUGGGCUAGGACUAGGGAGUCACUGCUCUAAAUCCCAGCUUAGCCAUGGGCCAGCCAUCGUCUCUCAGCCUGACGUACCUUACAGGGACAUCGUGAGAAUAAAAUGGAUCAAGGGAAGAAGACCUGUGCAUAACACUGACCUUGAAGGGAAGACAGAAGUGAAAUGAAAUGGGGAGGUACUUAAAUGAAAAGGAACAGCUGAGACUCCACAAUUUGUGGCGUUAUGCAACCGCACGUUGAGAAACUGCUGGCAGGUGUUGCAGAUUUGUAGGGCAAACGUAAAUGGGUAGAAAUGUAUUAGUCUGGUGGCCACGUGCUGUGUUUUGUCAGUCUCAAGCUAAUCCUGUUUAUUUCUCAACUGCAUUUUGGUAGGAGCUGGAGUCUUCUUUUGAAAGCACUUGAGGACUUUGCUUUGGUUGUUUUGAAGAAGCUGGAAAUUGACCUUUGUUCUAUCUGGUUUCUCCUUUUUUUGCAGCAAAAAAUGGCUUCGCUCAAGGACAAACUGAUCACACCCGUGACGCAGCCGGCCACCAAGCCAAACAACAAAGUCACCGUGGUAGGAGUCGGUCAAGUUGGGAUGGCUUGUGCCAUCAGCGUCCUGGAAAAGGUCAGUGUGUGUGUGUGUGUCUGUGUGUCUGUGUUUGGGUGGCAUAAAUGGCCAGACCUAAGUGCAAUUAGGGACGUUGUGGGUUAAACCACAGAGCCUAGGACUUGCCGAUCAGAAGGUCGGCGGUUCGAAUCCCUGUGACGGGGUGAGCUCCUGUUGCUCGGUCCCAGCUCUUGCCAACCUAGCAGUUCGAAAUCACAUCAAAGUGCAAGUAGAUAAAUAGGUACCGCUCUGGCGGGAAGGUAAACGGCGUUUCCGUGCGCUGCUCUGGUUUGCCAGAAGCGGCUUAGUCAUGCUGGCCACAUGACCCGGAAGCUGUUCGCCAGCUCCCUUGGCCAGUAAAGCGAGAUGAGCGCCGCAACCCUAGAGUCACGACUGGACCUAAUGGUCAGGGGUCCCUUUACCUUUUUAAGUGCAAUUAUGACUCCCCCCACCAAAAAAAUAAUAAUAAUCUGGUUAAUAGGUUCUUCCAUGCAAGUGGUACCCAUGGGCAGAGGGAUGGUGGAAACUGUCCUCCAGCAACAUCUAGAGGAGCAAGAUGCAGGUUCUCCAGUUAGGAAUGCAGGCAGCUGCUUUGUGCAGAGUCAGACCAUGGGUUCAUCUAGUUCAUUUGCACUGUCUGGCAGCAGCCUUCCAGGAUCUCAGAUGAGGACCGUUCCCAGUCCUACCUGGAGAAUCUUGGGACCAUGCAAAACAGAUGCUCCAUCGCCUUCCCCUUAAGCCAACUUCAUUGUAAGAGACUAAGGCAGGGGUCCGCAAACUUUUUCAGCAGGGGGCCGGUCCACUACAGCUCAGACCUUGUGGGGGGCCGGAUUAUAUAUUUUGAAAAAAAUAUAUAUAAACGAAUUCCUGUGCCCCACAAAUAACCCAGAGAUGCAUUUUAAAUAAAAGGAUACAUUCUACUUGUGUAAAAACAUGCUGAUUCCUGCACCAUCCACGGGCCAGAUUUAGAAGGCGAUUGGGCCGGAUCCAGCCCCCGGGCCUCAGUUUGCCUACCCAUGGACUUGGUUAGUCAGAGGGGGCUGACAUGGUGACAUCCAGCAAGCAUGACCAAUGGUUAGGGAAGAUUGGAGCGGGGAGUCCAGAGCCAUCUGGUGGGCACUGGGUUGGGUGCCUCUGGGUUACUCCUGUUGCAGCCAAAGGGAAAUGUAAUGGGUGGGCUUCUUUAGCGAUAUAACAGCCAGUGUGAAGAAUAUAUGGGUUCCUCCUGUUGCGGCUCGACUACAACUCCCAUCGUUCUUGGCGGCUGGGCUCUGAUGGGAGUUCUGGAGCCCCAUCCUUGCCUUUAUAAGCUCCAAGGGCUAGAAUCCACAUGAUUCGAUUCCAGGACUUGGGAUAGCUCAGUUGGUAGAGCACGAGAGUCUCGGGGUCGUGAGUUAAAUCCCCAUGUUGGGCAAAAGAUUCCUGCAUUAUUGCAGUGGGUUGCAGUAUAUGACCCUUGUGGUCCCAAUUCUAUGACUCUAUGAAUAUAUAUAGGGACGUGGGUGGCGCUGUGGGUUAAACCACAGAGCCUAGGACUUGCCGAUCAGGAGGUCGGCGGUUUGAAUCCCCGCAACGGGGUGAGCUCCCAUUGCUCGGUCCCUGCUCCUGCCAACCUAGCAGUUCGAAAGCACGUCAAAGUGCAAGUAGAUAAAUAGGUACCACUCCGGUGGGAAGGUAAACGGCGUUUCCGUGCGCUGCUCUGGUUCUCCAGAAGCGGCUUAGUCAUGCUGGCCCCAUGACCUGGAAGGUGUACGCCGGCUCCCUUGGCCAAUAAAGCAAGAUGAGCGCUGCAAUCCCAGAGUCUGUCACGACUGGACCUAAUGGUCAGGGGUCCCUUCACCUAUGAAUAUUUAUAGAGAUGCAUGAAGUAUAUUCUCUUGGUGCUAUUUUUUUUUUUUGUAAUUAACAUUCAGUUGGACAACUCUUGACGCUUAGUGGGCUACCAAAUUUGCACAAAUUUGACCAGGCUGAGAAGAGGCUCUGCUCUGUACGGCUCCUUCCCAGAUGAUCAUAUCUGCACGGAGUCCUUUUCACGUUAGCUGAAUGCGUGGCCAAGGUGUCAUGGGCAGCAUUCAUGGGCAUCUGCGGUAGGAGAGCAAACCCUGGAUUUAACUUAGCCUAAAGCAAAUCAAGUCAGGACUGGUACCACUUUUUUGCUGGUACUAUAUUAUAUUAUAUUAUAUUAUAUUAUAUUAUAUUAUAUUAUAUUAUAGUCAUACCUCAGGUUACAGACGCUUCAGGUUGCAUUUUUUCAGGUUACUUCUGGGUUUUGGCAGAAACACUAAAUCAUACUUUGUGCAUGUGCAGAAGUGCCAAAUCGCAACCCACGCAUGCACAGACGUGGGUUGCGAACGCACAUCCCGCAUGGAUCACGUUUGCAACCUGAGCGUCCACUGUAUAAAUAUUUCUCCUCUCUGCUAUAACGCAAGAAGGCUUGGGUGCUGUUUGGACACAGGAUGGACUUCCUCUAGACCUGCGAUUAGAAAUAUUGGAAGUGCAAAACACUGUCCCUUUCAUGAGAUAAAUAAUUAUACGACCUUGCAUAGAUAUCUGAAGGCAGCCCAAGGGAAGUAUCAGGACACUUUUAAUGUGUGAUGUUCUGCUGUGGUGUUGUGUUUCUGUAUAUUACGUUGGGAGCCUCCCAGAGCAGCUGGGGCAACCCAAUCAAAUGGGUGGGGUACAUCAUCAUCAUCAUUCAUAUACUUAACACUUGUGGUUUUUCCCCCACCUUCGCUGCCAGGGUCUCUGCGAUGAGCUUGCAUUGGUUGAUGUCCUGGAAGACAAACUGAAGGGAGAAAUGAUGGAUCUUCAGCAUGGAAGCUUAUUUCUUAAGACACAUAAGAUCAUAGCGGGCAAGGGUAGGUUUUAUAUUAUAUCUUACCGCCACGUGAGCCCGGUGGGGGAGAGCCAGACUUUACUCAACAGGUCACAUUGGGAAACAGAUGUUUGAAAUCUGUUUUCCCUGAGCUACUGAAGAGUGGAAGGCCACAACUUACCUGGUAGCCAUAGGUGAUCAGAAAUUCCACGUAGGCGAGCGAGGAGGAACACACCACUGUCCUCCAACAGUCUCCUUCAUGGAAGGCAGGGUUGUUGUUUUUAACUACCUCCUAAGAGGCUAGCAACUUGUGUUUCUAUGCCGGUUUCAGAGGAGGGGGCUGGCUCCCCUUCCCUCGAGACCAGCAAUGCAGAACUUCUGUGAACUUCUUUGUAAGCUGAUACAGGGACUAUGCAUCUUAACAUACAGGUGACCUUUGUCUAUAGCCAGGACAUGCAGUUAUGCAGUCCAUUAUAACAUUCAUUAUUCUUGUGGGUGGAAAGGAGGGCCUCAGACCUUUCAACGCCUGUUUGCCUGCUUUUAUAUCCUGGGCAAGCUCCUGCACAGAGUCCAGGCUGAUGUAUGUGAGUCUCCCUGCUGUCUUCUGUAUCCUGUCAGCAGCCUGGUGAAGUAGCUUGAGAGAUAGCAAAGGCGUCUGUUUUUGCACAGGCUUUCCCCGGUGCACAAGACCGGACUGUUUUUAGUUUUCAUUUGCUCGAAAACCCUGGUUUUAUAUGCUUUUAUACCACUGCUUGCCUGGUUUUCAAUAUAAACGAUCGAUGCCACAAAGAUCUUGAAGACCGCUUCUUUCCUUAUGGUCGCUCCUGGGUGUUAGGAUCAGGAGAUGGAGCCGCCUUUGUAGUUCCAACUCCCUCAGAAGUUUGUGGGGGAUGAUAGAUUGUGAAAGGGCUUUCUUUGUGGCAUCCGCUGGGAUGUGGAAUUCCCACCCCCAUAGAGGUGCGCCCGGCACCUUCAUUGUGUAACUUUUGGCAUAUGCAGAAGAGGCACCUGUUUACUCUGCCCUUUGACACUCAAGAUGUGUGUUUUCAGGGCUCCACCUAUUCCUGUAACUGCAGCAUAUUCAAACUUUUUAAAUUUAAUGAUAACCCACCUUGGGACCUACUGGUAAAGGGCCGAUAAUAAAUGUAAUGAUAACACAUGUUUAUUAUUUUUAUUUUGUACACACUUCAAUUAAUUUUUUUAGUAUUUAUGUGUAAAGUGGUUUAUAAAUGCUUGUAAAUAAAUAGUGUUGGUUGUGGGGGAGGAAGGGAAAGGAGAAUGUUAGCCGCUUUGAGACUUUUCCGGGUAGCGAUAAAGCGGGAUAUCAAAUCCAAACUCUUAAGGGACGCGGGUGGCGCUGUGGGUUAAACCACAGAGCCUAGGACUUGCCGAUCAGAAGGUCGGCGGUUCGAAUCCCCGCAACGGGGUGAGCUCCCGUUGCUCAGUCCCAGCUCCUGCCAACCUAGCAGUUCGAAAGCACGUCAAAGUGCAAGUAAAUAAAUAGGUACCGCUCCAGCGGGAAGGUAAACGGUGUUUCCGUGUGCUGCUCUGGUUUGCCAGAAGUGGCUUAGUCAUGCUGGCCACAUGAUCUGGAAGCUGUACGCCGGCUCCCUCGGCCAGUAAAGCAAGAUGAGCUCCGCAACCCCAGAGUUGGCACGACUGGACCUGAUGGUGAGCGGUCCCUUUACCUUUAAAUAAAUAGUGGCUUGUCCCAAAGUGUCCUAAUGAACUUCAGGGCUGAGUGGGAAUUUCAACCUGUCUUCCCCUUGGUUCCCAUUUGACAGCCAGCUGUUGGGCCUCCAGAUGUUGUUGAACUCCAUCUCCUAUCAGUUGGGGAUGAUGGGAGCUGUCAUCUGACAACUUCUGGAAGGCCGCAGAACUUUGCCCUGCCUCCUGAUAACUUCUCGGUUACAUUUUUGCCUGCAGAUUACGCGGUCACCGCUAAUUCCAAGGUUGUCGUGGUGACCGCCGGAGUCCGCCAGCAGGAAGGGGAGUCCCGCCUCGACUUGGUCCAGAGGAACGUGAAUGUCUUCAAGUUCAUUAUCCCACAGGUCGUGAAACAUAGUCCGGACUGCAUCAUCCUGGUGGUUUCGAACCCAGGUAAAUUGGGCUAGCAGUUAGAGCAGCCCCUGUAGCUAGAUCAUGGCCUUUUAUAUUUCUUGCACUCACUCCCAGUCGAGUUCCAGAGCCUGGUUGCAAUCCAGACAAAUCCAGAUGCACAAGGCAGCCGCUUCAGUAAACAAGAAAUAAAUUUGGAUCCUGGCAUAUUUGCUUAAGCCAGCCUUCCCUCACCUCGUGCUCUGCUGGUUUUUUGUGUUACAAUUCCCCAUCAAUUUGCGGCAAACGUGGAAGGGGCAAGGUUGUGGUGGAAGGCUUGCUUAAAAUUCUUUGCGUUGAUUAUCGACAGGAGUGGCGCUGUGGUCUAAACCACUGAGCCUCUUGGGCUAGCCAAUCAGAAGGUUGGUGGUUUGAAUCCCCGUGAUGGGGUGAGCUCCCUUUGCUCUGUUCCAGCUCCUGCCAACCUAGCAGUUCGAAAGCACACCAGUGCAAGUAGAUAAAUAGGUAUUACUGUGGCAGGAAGGUGAAUGGCAUUUCCGUGCACUCUGGUUUCCGUCACGGUGUUCCGUUGUGCCAGAAGCGAUUUAGUCAUGCUGGCCACAUGACCUGGAAAGCUGUCUGUGGACAAACGCCAGCUCCCUCGGCCUGAAAGCGAGAUGAGUACUGCACCCCAUAGUCGCCUUUGACUGGACUUAACCAUCCAGGGGUCCUUUACCUUUUACCUUUUUAUGAGAGUGUGGCACUGGCUCGUUCCUGGGACAUUCCGCAUCUUGAGCAUCAGUGAAGGCAAGGGGAGUCACCUAACCACUCUUGGCACGCUUAGCAAACUACAGCUUCCAGGAUUCUUUGUGGGAAGCCGUAUCUGUUUAAAGUGGUAUCAUAGCGCUUUAAACGUGCAGUGCAGAUGGGGCCAGAGAGUUGACUCUUGAGUGCACCAGCCCCUCAUCCUCUCUCUCCUCCUUUCCCCAGUGGAUAUCCUCACCUACGUGACGUGGAAACUGAGCGGCCUGCCUAAGCACCGCGUCAUCGGCAGCGGUUGCAACCUCGAUUCGGCUCGGUUCCGUUUCCUGAUGGCCGAAAAGCUGGGCGUCCAUCCCACCAGCUGUCACGGUUGGAUCCUGGGAGAACACGGCGAUUCCAGCGGUGAGCGGCGUUGUCCGAAACCUGCAGUGAUCCUGUAGGGCAGCAUGCUGCAACCUUGGGUCCCCAAGUGUGGGGGACUACAACUCCCAUCACCCACAACCUAUUUGGCCCAGUGAUCAGGGAUAAUGGGAGUUGUAGUCCAACAGCAGCAUCCGGCAACCCAAGAAAAGAAGAACACUGCUGGGUUGGGGGACAUUUGAAGCUGCUGUAUAUGGAGUCUUUCUAGGCUAGCUCUGCACUCCCAGCUGUUUUGGGGGGGGAAGAGAGGUGGUCCAUCUUUGUGACUUGUUCCAACCUUUCUCAACCUGUGGGUCCCCAGAUGUUUUGGGACUACAACUCCCAUCACCCCUAGCUAGCAAGGCCAGAGCUCAGGGAUGAUGGGAGUUGUAGUCCAACAACAUCUGGGGACCCGCAGGUUGAGAACCACUGUGUUACACAGUUCACAGAAGGUUGGAAACUAGAGCUUCAGGCUAUAUUGAAGUCGAGGCUCCACCCCUUCCUGGUUCUGAGCCAGGCCCUGAUCCAAGCAGGCGAUUUCACAAGCUCGCCCCCUCCUCCGAGGUACAGUUAUGUGUGGCUAAUUGGCACUCCUGAAAGCUUUCUCCUGACUGCUCUUGGAGGUGAUGGGGGCAAAAGGUGAGAUCCAGCCAGGAAAUCAGUAAACAAGUGUGGAGUCCUCUAGCCUUGUGGCUACCAUAUCUUGAGAUCUCGUGGUCACUGGUCUUGUGAGGGUCUUCCAGAAGAGGGUCCUGCUUCCCCUGCCGCAAGGAGACCUCAAAGGUCCAGGCAGGGCUGAAAUCCUUUAACAAGAAGUGCCAGAGAUUCAAAGCGUGUCCCCCCCCCUUAAUUUUUUAUUUCAUGCGGAAAGGCCAUAGCUCAGUGUUUGAGGAGGUCCCAGUUUCAUUCCUUAGCAUCUCCUGUUAAAACGUUGCCAGGUGAUGCGAAGGACUCUUCCCUGGAGAGCUGUUGCGAAUCACGGGAGACGAUAGCUGAGCUUAUAAAUCAUACUUUCCUGUGCUUAUUUAUGGAGCAGAACUGCACAUCUCUCCUUUCCUGCCCAAAGCAGUUAACAUGGAGCAAGGAAAGCAAACAACCCCAUUGUUGAAAAUAGUUCAAACACAGCCAUGAGAGAUGAAAUCAACUAUAGCGGGGGAAGCGUUCUACUCAGGAGCGGAGAUCCCUUUCUAAGGAAGUUUUUUUCCUAGUUGGACUUCUUGAGUUCCCGGUCCCUUCUGUGUUGUACAGACACACAUGUGUGCCUUUGGACAGUAGCCAGAACGAAUAAAGUAUUGUUUAUUUGAAUGGUACAGAACAUAGGAAGAUGGCAUUGAAGUCAGAGCGUUGACCUUAGCUCAGCAUUGCCUCGCUGUGUGGCUGUGGCUCUACAGGAUUACAAACACGGCAUUCCCAGUCCUACCUGGGAUCUUCUGGAUGCAAAGCAGAGGCUCCGCCUCUGAGCUAUAAGCCCCAGUAUAUGUGAACAUAGGAAGGGAGCUGCCUUAUAGUGAGUCAGACCAUUGGUCUGUCUAGCCCAGCUCCCCAGGGGCUUCAGACGGGACAUACCCAGCCCAAUAGGAUAUAGAACCGUAGAAUUGUAGGGUUGGAAGGGACCCCGAGGGUCAUCUAGUCCAACCUCCUGCGAUGCAGGAAUCUCAUCCAUGGCAGAUGGCCACCCAAUCUCUGCUUGAAAACCUCCAAGGAAGGAGAGUCCACCACCUCACGAGGAGACCGUUCCACUGUCAAAACAGGUCUUGCUGUCAAAAAGUUCUUCCUGACGUUUAGCCAGGAUCUUCUUUCUCGUAACUUGCAUCCGUUGGUUUGGGUCCUACCCUCUGGAGCAGAAGAAAACAAGCUUGCUCCCUCUUCCAUGCGACAGACCUUGAGAUAUUUGAAGAUGGCUAUCGUAUCUCUCAGUGUCUUCCCCAGCCAUUCUGGGCGGCUUCCAACAAAAUAUUAAAAUACAAUAGUCUGUUAAACAUUAAAAGCUUCCCUAAACAGGGAACCUGGGACGCGGGUGGCGCUGUGGGUUAAACCACUGAGCCUAGGACUUGCAGAUCAGAAGGUUGGUGGUUCGAAUCCCCACGAUGGGGUGAGCUCCCGUUGCUCGGUCCCAGCUCCUGCCAACCUAGCAGUUCGAAAGCACGUCAAAAAUGCAAGUAGAUAAAUAGGUACCGCUCUGGCGGGAAGGUAAACGGAGUUUCCGUGUGCUGCUCUGGUUCGCCAGAAGCGGCUUAGUCAUGCUGGCCACAUGACCCGGAAACUGUAUGCCGGCUCCCUCGGCAAGUAAAGCGAGUUGAGCGCCGCAAUCCCAGAGUCGGCCACGACUGGACCCAAUGGUCAGGGGUCCCUUUGCCUUUACCUUUAAACAGGGAACCUACCCUAUCAUAACCUGGGCUCUUUUCUUCUUGUCGUUGCAGUGGCUGUCUGGAGCGGGGUUAACGUCGCAGGUGUUUCUCUCCAGCAGCUAAACCCUGACAUGGGGACUGACCAAGAUCCGGAGGGCUGGAAGCAAGUCCAUAAGGAGGUGGUUGACAGGUAAUGGUGCAUUGGGGAUGACCGAGGUUGGCAGACACAACAUCAGUCUUUAUGAGGGUUGCUUUCUUGAAUGUGUGUAUGAGGGAUCUGGAGAAACGACAGUCUCAGCAAACUUGAAACCUACAAAAUUCAUGGUCAGUACAUUUAUCACCAAAACUGUGAGUGGUUUUUGAGUUCUCUGGAGUACAUAAUCAGGCAAAAUUGUUAAUUCAGAGUGAUACCUCCUGGUUCCCCCUGGCAUGGAGAGAAGCAGUACGGGUUGUCUGGGAAUGACUGCUUAGUUGUUGCUUUGCAAUGAGUUUUUAAAAGGGGGGUGGUCAGGAUAGAGACUCUGUAGAUGUUGGUGGUGCCCAAGACUGUCACCUGCUAGCUCCAGGCCUGAUACGAAGUGGGUUCUGAGCCUGGUUGGAAUGGGGCCACAUGUUUUUAGUGGAGAUUUGGUUGUUCAUAUUUCAGACAUGCGCCAUUCAAAAUUUCGUGCCUACUAACGGAUUUAAACCUGAAGUUUCAUGCACGUACAUACCCCACACCUUCAAUUAGAGCAGAGGUGGAUCUGGGCAGCAGGCUGAAUCUUUUAUCUCCCCCACCCUCCUCCCGCUAGGGAGAGGAGUUGCCCAGCUGCCAGUCACCUGACGUCCUAACGACGUCCUCAAAAUGUGCAGGCGGAGGCGCUGUGCUUUGCAAGCCCGUCAACCAGCUGAUGGUUGGGGCUUGCAAAGCACUUUCAGGUGGAAGCCCCCUUACAGCCCUACCUCCUCUUUACCUGCCCUUCACAGGUGAGGAGCAGGUGGCUGUGGCUUGGCCAAAACAGCCUUGCAGGCCAGACAGGGAGAAUUGACAAGCCUAAUUUGUUUCAUAGGACAGAAGUUCCCACCUCUGUACUAGAGUGUCUCCUCCUUUAGCAGGAAUUUUCCUGGUGCUAGUUCCCCCCAGAAUUCUUUCUUGCCAUGACCAUGUUUUGCUGUUCCCUUGCUAUCUUUCACAACCACUUUGCGUGGUCUAACUGGGCUUUCUGCGAUGUGUUUUUGGUAGUGCCUAUGAAGUGAUCAAGCUGAAAGGCUACACCAACUGGGCCAUUGGCUUGAGUGUUGCUGACCUACUGGAGACCAUCUUCGGGAACCUUUGCCGAGUUCAUCCAGUGUCCACCAUGGUAAAGGUAAGGAACGUUAAUAGCUUGGUUGUGUUUCUGCCCUUUGCUAUAUUUCGUCCCUGCUUCCAGAUGGGAAAUAGAGAAAUGGGGAUGAACAGUUCCCCCUCCACCUUUUCAUUUCCUGGGUGCUCAGUGCAGUAGAUUUGGAGAAUGCAAGACUGUGUUUGCAGAACAGUGUAGGUCGUAAUAGCUGCGUCACUUGCAGGGCGAGCAAGGUUAGUUCACCAGGGGAAAGGAUUGGGUUUACUCAGUAGAUGGGAGUGGUGGUCCUGAAUGCAUCCCUUUGCCCUCUUCCAUAUUACUUCUGUAUCAGUUCGUUGGAGGGAAGCGCCGUGGGCUGGUUAGAGGCAGAGGAACGGUGGGGACAAUCAGCUGGGGAAACCCCAAAGGAAGAUGGCUCUGAGCCCAGGGAGUGGUGGUGGGACCACAAUGAGUGGUCAGAGGGAAAAAAGUGAGAAGGCUGGGAAGAGGACGUGUCGGAAGCUGAAAAGGUAACAGGGCUUAGUGAGGUGGGAGAGUCUGUGGCAGAGAGAAGUCCAGAAUCGGAGACAGAAGCUGAAGCAGUAGGAUGGCCAGGAGACAGAGAUGAGUCAGGUUGGUGAAGAGUCAUGGGUGCCCUCACCCCUGUUCUCCCAGAACCAGAAGAGGGCUGAAAUGAGUGGAACUCUAGCAGGCUGCACACAGGCUCAGUCUCUGAUUGCUUGGAGAAAGCCCUAGAGAGGAGAGGACUUAGACGGCCAUGGGGAGGCGGGGACUUUCAGUCUAGUCAACCGAUUCAUGGGACCAGACCUACCAGGGAUGAGCUGUUGUGCUCAUUAGGGCUGACACUCCACCAAGUCCAUGGCGAUUGUUCUUUUGCUAAUAGAGUUAACUCCAAUUUUGAAUGGUGCAAUUUACUGCCGGCUUGCUCUUUGACAGGAUGUCGCUAGUGCAUGGAUAUGGGAAAGGGUUUGCGACAAUCAACCGGUAUAUAAAUGUGAAACAAACAAAUGGAAGAAAGGUCUCUUAGCUUAGAGUCCCAACUGGCGUAUCAGCCCAAGCUGAUGAAAGCUGCUUCCGGCCAUGGAAGCCUCUGAGCCUUCUCACUCAGGGCCAAGAGUACAUGUUAAGAGGGAUCUCCUAGUUUCCAACUUCUCUCUUAAAUCUUCCUUGCAGGGCAUGUAUGGCAUUGAAAACGAAGUCUUCCUGAGCCUGCCUUGUGUGCUGGGGUCUGUUGGCUUGACCAGCGUGAUCAACCAGAAGCUGAAGGACGACGAGGUGGCCCAGCUCCAGAAGAGUGCCACCACGUUGUGGAACGUCCAGAAGGACAUCAAGGACCUGUAGGCUUAGAAGGGCCACCUUCCCACCAGUAGCAGCAGCAGCAGCAGCAAGAAUGAUAACCAACGUUCAAAGUUGGACCCCGCAAUUUUGCGUGAGCCUCUCUAGCAUAUCUCCGUAGCUGAGCUUCCAGUAAUCAACCCCAAAACCGUACAAGUUUUCACCCACCACGGUUAAGAUGUGUGCUUGGUGUAACGCAGACCUUUUCAAACUAAAUAAAACCAGCUCUUUUGUGUGUGCUCUAUUCUUGCAGCGGGUG